UGCUGCAAGAACAUGUCAUCAGGUAGGCAUCCUUCCUCAGCUCUCCUCUCUUUGCAUCCAACAUACAUAUCUGGUGGCGACGCUAGUUGCUACCAAACUCCUACAAAGUCUUCAAUCUGGCCUCUCGCGGCGGGUACAGCCCGCUCACAAACAUGCACAACGACGGAAGUCACGCUCCAGAAGUGGUGCCGGGCAGCGGCGCAGAUGGCCUGAUACCAGCACCAGACCGGGCAGUGGAAGCUCCUCAGAGCCUGCACGAGAACACUUCGCCUGCCUACUCGUACCCACCUGGUCACAAGGAUGAUCAGGCAUACUCAUCAGCAUACGGCACCCAGGACGAGAAGCUCGCGAAUGUCACAGCUGCAGAAUCUGGCCUUGCGCAGGCCCGACCAAACAAGCGCAAAAGAUUAAUAUGGAUUGUCAUCGGCGCGAUUUUACUCGCGCUGGCCAUCGGACUGGGCGUCGGACUCGGAGUCGGUCUGUCACAAAACAGCAACGACGAAGACCAGAACGCAGAAACUGGAGACAGCCAGGAAGCCACCCAAACCGACCUCCCAACAACAACCAUAACACCAACCUCCGCAACCUCAACCCCCACCUCCUCCGCCGUAACAUCCGGCUCCACCGGCCUCGCCCAAUUCUCCUGCAACAGCACCGAAACCACCACCUCCGAAUCCGGCACACCUUACAUCCAAGAAUGCUACACCCAAUACCAAGUCAACCGCCCCUCCUUCUACAACCCCUCCAACACCACCCUCUCCAACCUCGGCGGAAAACUCACAGUCUACACCUUCCAAGACUGCCUCGAUAAAUGCGAUGAGCGCAAUGAAGCAGGGACAAAUCCUCCUUGUCGAGCUGUCACAUAUUAUGCGAAUUUGACGAAACCGAUUCAAUUGUGGGGCGGGAAUUGCUUUUUGAAGAAUGAUCGGGGGAAUGGGUUUCAGACGGAUCCUGUCGAUUGGGGGCAUACGGCGAGUGCGUAUAUGAGUUGUUUGAAUGAGACUUGUUGGGGGGAGAAUGUUUGAGAGGCAGGCAGAGAGAGGGAGAUGAUUGAAAGAUGCAAAAUCGGAUUUACAGGACGAAUGUGAUGAGCCAAGAUAUACACCAGCAUUAUGAAUUCGUGAGAGGAGCAGUGAGAACUGAUUUGCCGUAAUUUCUACUAUGG
Molecule: messenger RNA, 1165 nt
Organism: Cercospora beticola
Lineage: Eukaryota; Fungi; Ascomycota; Dothideomycetes; Mycosphaerellales; Mycosphaerellaceae
Source: RefSeq, a predicted model, not a curated record